AUGGCUAGCAACCGUCUUCGUCGGAUCGGAAAGGAGAUUGCGGAUAUUCAUGCCGACUCCCACUCCCAGAUCAAAGCAGAGCCGUUUUACAGCAAUGAUGAUGUGACACACCUCAGAGGAUCAUUCCCAGGCCCACCCGGAACUCCAUACGAGGGAGGCACCUACAACAUCGAGAUUAAGAUCCCCACCGAUUACCCUUUCCGUCCGCCUACCAUGAAGUUUGAGACCAAAGUAUGGCAUCCAAAUAUCAGCAGCCAAACGGGUGCAAUUUGUCUUGACACGCUUUCCAGUGCCUGGUCACCAGUCCUGACCAUUAAAUCGUCUCUGCUUUCAUUGCAGUCUUUGCUCAGCACGCCUGAACCCAAAGAUCCUCAAGAUGCAGAAGUGGCUAAUAUGCUCCUCAAGACACCCAAAGAGUUUGAGCGAGUUGCCCGCAACUGGGCAGUCAUCUAUGCUGGCGCCCCAACGAGUGACGAUGGCAAUGGAAGCGGAUCUACCGUUGACGAGGUUCAACUAGGAGCUGUCAAAGAUAGUCUGGCAAAAUAUGAUGGAUAUAAUAAGGAUUUAAUUGACCGUUUCGGCAGCAUGGGCUUCGAUGUCGAGCGUGUGGUGGCCGCAUUCCGCUUCGCAGGGGCCGAUCAAAAUGGAGGUCAAGAUUACGAAUUGACCGAAGGUCAGAUGGGUGACAUUACUACCCGACUUCUUGGUGAGUGA
Molecule: messenger RNA, 714 nt
Organism: Penicillium soppii
Lineage: Eukaryota; Fungi; Ascomycota; Eurotiomycetes; Eurotiales; Aspergillaceae
Product: E2 ubiquitin-conjugating protein UBC1
Exons: 3
Coding region: 1-714 (237 amino acids)
Molecular function (GO): protein binding
Source: RefSeq, a predicted model, not a curated record